Botrytis byssoidea is the source of this 851-nucleotide messenger RNA. RefSeq lists its product as uncharacterized. NCBI's taxonomy places the organism in Eukaryota, Fungi, Ascomycota, Leotiomycetes, Helotiales, Sclerotiniaceae. The record is from RefSeq and is a predicted model, not a curated record. The transcript is spliced from 4 exons. The coding region runs from base 1 to 558 and encodes 185 amino acids.
AUGAUGGUAAACAAGCGCGGACAAUUUCAACAAUCCCCAAGGCUGCGGAAAUACACUCAAAUCAUCGAAUACCUAGGUACUCACCAUUGGCCACCACCACGCUUUCAUUUAAGAUCUCAAGAAACCUAUGUGUCUCUCGGCUUCAAUGGUGGAUUCUCCUUGUUGAAUGCUUAUUUUCCAUCGUACCAAUCAAUUUGCAGUCAUUGUGGCUCUGUAAUUAUAUUACCAGAUUACUUCCCCGUCCCCAUUCAACUCAAUAUAUGUGAAUAUCGUUCCAAAAUACUAAUGUUCACCAUGACAUCACAAUCUGAUUCGAAACAACCGAUACGUCUUCACUCACCUGCAUCGAUGGCAGUGCCACAGCUUCCGUCUCCUAUCCACACUGAACAGCCAAAACUAAUCAAGGAGAUGACUCUGUCACCAGAAUCCGAUUCUUCAGUAAACUUAAGAGGAGGUGGACGUCGUUAUCGACAUCAUCAUUCUCAUACAGGAAGGGACACUGCAAUUGUGGGUGGUUUAUGCUGCUGUGAAUGUUGUGAAUGCUGUUGCUGCAUAUGACAGGAAGGAUGAAAGGGGUAGUAAGGUUAUAAGGAUUUUGGAAUAAAUUGCACUUCUCAAGUUACAUGAUGGGAUCCUGGUGAUGGAUAGAUAUUUUUAAUUAGCUGGCUAAGCCUUAAUAUUCCACUUGGAAGACCGAAUGCUGAAAUUGGGCAAGAUACCGGCGUGGUUUAGAGUGAGUUUUGGAUGUCAAAGGCCGGGUGCCUCCACACGCUUGGAAGGAUGAAGAUAACAGUAGUCGAGAAUCUUUCCAUAAUUUAGCUAUUGAAGUAAUAAGAAAGUUUCAAUCGCUU